Rhodofomes roseus is the source of this 2808-nucleotide messenger RNA. RefSeq lists its product as uncharacterized. The transcript has 2 exons. Gene Ontology annotation, cellular component: cytoplasm. The record is from RefSeq and is a predicted model, not a curated record. NCBI's taxonomy places the organism in Eukaryota, Fungi, Basidiomycota, Agaricomycetes, Polyporales, Fomitopsidaceae. Gene Ontology annotation, molecular function: protein tyrosine/threonine phosphatase activity; MAP kinase tyrosine/serine/threonine phosphatase activity. Gene Ontology annotation, biological process: negative regulation of MAPK cascade; protein dephosphorylation. The coding region runs from base 132 to 2576 and encodes 814 amino acids.
GAUAGCGGUGCUCGGUGCCCAGCAAGCGGCCCAUCACCUCCUGCUCAUCCUCCUCCUCGUCCUGUCCAUCAUUUCUUCGCCUUGCGGGCCACACGGUCGCACCGCUCUCUCACAGCCUCGGCCCCGGCACCAUGGCUGCCUUCAAGAAGGGCCGCCCUGCGAACCUGACACUCGAGGUCAACACGGGAACACGGCCUCACAGCAACACGAUCAUCGAACUCGAAACCCCCGUCGAGUAUCCGUCCGAACGCGGCGAAGACCUGUUCCACCUCUCCUCGCCCUCCUCGCCGUCGUCUGACUCAUCAGACUCGCCCACAGAAUACCCCAGCCAUCUCGAGACUGACUCUGACACGACCUCAGACGAGCUCGCCAAGGACCUCGCAGCCCUGGAACGCCUCCGACGCAGCGUCCAGAAGAAUCUCCGCCUCCGGCCCCUCCGUUCAUCGUCGUCGAUGCAGAGCGCAUCAUCAUCCCCCGUCGUCCACUCUCGUCAGUCCUCCUACACCGCUUGGUCAGACGCGUCAGACGGUCGCUCCCCCAGCCCGAGCGGCAGUGCCAGCCCUGCCAGUGUCUACUUUACCCCGGUCUCCGAACCGAGAGCGACGCCGCUCAGCGCAGUCUAUCGCGACAGCGACAAGUGGAGGCUAUCUGCCAUCGAGCAGUCCCGCAGGCAACAAUCCACACGCGGCCUCGAUCCUGCUGUCCUUGUCGCACGUCUCUCCGCUCCGACACGACCGCUCCUUAUAGACACCCGGCCGGUCGCGUCGUACAUGGCCAGCCGCCUGGAACGCAGCAUCAACAUCGCUAUUCCAUCACUCAUUCUCAAACGAUCUCGCAAAGCAAAUGGUGGGUUCUCAGACCUCGACGCGUUGCGUCAAUACAUCACGACAGAGGACGGCCAGCACAUAUGGGAUGACAUGAUGAGUAGUGGUGAUUGGGAUGGCGACAUCAUCGUUUACGACGAGACCAUGGACGAGAAGGACAGACACAACCCGAUGGCCACCGCAUGGGCCCUUCUGCCCAUUGUGGAACCACUCCUCACUGAUGGCAGUGCUGACUACCUCGAGGGUGGGCUCGUGGCUGCGCGCCGUCAUGCAUACCUGCGGCAACUCAUCACUACAGAGGAUCGCCUGGAAGAAAGCUAUCCGGAGGACCCCGCGAUAUCUGGUAAAAAGAGCAGUGGCCUGUUCCAGCUUGACGUCUCGUCUGCCAGUCGCAACAGGAGCCUCCCGCAGGUCGACCAAGCACCCGCCUCACCUGUCCCCAUGAUGCCCUCCGCCAUUCAUUCCUGGCAUGUCGCCGGCGCGGACUACUCGACACCUUCUCCCCCACCGUCACAAACAGUGUUCAACCGCCCGCCCCCGCCGCGAAGACCAAGCAUCCCGCAACUAGGCAAAAUCGACACGAGCUCCGCCGAGCGACUUAACGCCGGCAUGCCCAGACUCCAGGUCCGCACGCAGCCCGUGAAAGCGGCAACGUUAUCCGCACCACCAUUGCAUGGCUUCGAUACCACUUCACUUCGCUCGCGUUCGCGCUCACCUUCACAUCUGAACCUCUCGUUCUCAAAUCAUUCUCCACCUGGUUCGGCGCGCCUCUUGUCCCCCGGAGUCAAUGGCUCCUUCGAAUACUUGCCUCCACCAUCUCCUUCCUUCAGCCACAGUAGUGGCGGAACACACAGUCCCGGCACGCCUAUGCCUCCAUCGCCUAUGACGGCGCGCCCUGAUUCAUCACAACCACCAACAACGGAAGAGGACCCAUACCCUGUCUUCACCGUAUCGACUAUCCUUCCGAAUUUCUUGUACUUGGGCCCAGAGCUGACUGCCGAGGAGCACGUCGAGGAACUCCUUUCUCUUGGUGUAAAGCGGAUAUUGAACAUCGCAUUCGAGUGCGACGACGAUCACGGGUUGCUUUUGCGCGAGCGGUUCGAGCGUUACGUGCGGAUACCCAUGCGAGAUACGGUCGAGGAGGAUAAUAUAACUCGUGGCGUCCGCGAAGUAUGCGAGCUCCUAGACGAUGCACGAUUGCAUUCUUCUCCGACAUACGUACAUUGCAAGGCGGGCAAGUCGCGAUCGGUGACGGCCGUCAUGGCAUACCUCAUCCACGCGAACCAUUGGACAUUAUCGAAGGCGUACGCCUUCGUACUCGAGCGGAGAAAGGGCAUCUCGCCCAACAUCGGGUUCGUCUCAGAGCUGAUGACCUUCGAGGAGCAAGAGCUGGGCGGCAAGUCCGUUGGCGUCGUGAAGAUGACGCCGACGAGCGCGGACUCGGUGCCGAGCGAGGAGGCUGCAGGCGGCUCCAGCAACGGCGCAAACUAUGGGGUCGCAUUAGGCGGCCGGCGCCCGCAGCACAUCCGCGAAAGCCUGCCGCCCCUGUUCACGCGCGAACACUCCUUCAACGUCGUACCCGUGCCGACGGCAGACGACACGGCCGCCAUUGGUGACUCAGGCCAGGAGAUGGAGAUCAAGGACGCCUCGGGGCGGUACAGACAUGCACGCCGUGCACCUGUCAACGAGGCGACGUUGCAGCCGAUGCGACGCGUCAGCAAGGCUGGCUUAGAGAGUUCUGCGUAUGCAUGACACGGCAGGAGUGCGGACACGCACAUCGAUAGCAUGUACAUAUCGUCUCGUUCUGACCUCACCUGCUAUUCGGGCAUCUGGCAUACACUCAUUCGCUUACACCUUAUUUUAUGAUGUCUACUUCUCACCUACUCGUUCGGACGUAUCGUACCAUCUCACCGGGCUCAUUCAUUGCACAGUGCCAUGUAAGAGUACAUUUCGAGGAUGUAUACAAACAGCAUUCGGAUUUUCU